GAGCCGGGAGCAUCUUGGGGAAGGGCCUGUCUCCAUCUGUGUGUCCCGGUGGAAAAACGGUCACGGUGGGGAGUCACUGUCAUUAUUCAUUGAACUCAAGUGCUCCUAUUUUGGGUUUUCUCGUUCGGAUUUCUGCGUGAGCGAGUGAGGAAGAACUGGACACCCAGGCGGUGCCCUGCGGCUCGGGGCGGGGCCAGCCGCGGUCGCGUGUCCGCAGCCACCUCAGCCCUCCUCCCGCCACAUCCUCCAGGAAAGGCUGCUCAGGCCUUCCAUUGAGGAGACAAGGACCCGCUGCUCUGGGGCCAGACACACGAGUAAGUCGUGAGCCCCUGUGUGAAGGGAUAAGGCGUCGACCCUGACGCGCGUGAGAACCCUCUUCACGGCAGACUCCGAGGCCCAGUUAUGAGAGCGUAGCGGCGCACCACCGCCGGGUCUCUCGGAGAGGGCGCGCCCGCUGGCCAGAGGACCAAUCAGUGCACGGCAGGCUCGCAGGCCGCGCCCCCCAACCCAGGGGCCACUCAGGCGCCGGCCGCAGGCGUUGCCUGCUCUUCGACUGGGCGAGCUUCCUGCCAAUCAGGGCGGAACCAGCGCGGCGUCGGCCAGUAGCGGGAGGCGGUCGGGUCAGGCCCCAGCUGGGCGCGAGCGGGUCGGCGUUGAGGGAGCCACCGCCCUCCCGCCUGCGCACUGCCUCUCGCCCCCCUCCGGCCAGCCCGCAGCCGGCCGCGUCAUGCCAGGCGCUGCUCGGCGGUAGGGAGUGCCCGGGGCCGCCGCCUCCGCCCGCCCGAAGCCGCGCCCACUGCCCAGAGCCAGAGGGAUGGUGGUAGUCACGGGGCGGGAGCCAGACAGCCGUCGCCAGGACGGUGCCAUGUCCAGCUCCGACGCCGAAGACGACUUUCUGGAGCCGGCCACGCCGACGGCCACGCAGGCGGGGCACGCGCUGCCCCUGCUGCCACAGGAGUUUCCUGAGGUUGUUCCCCUUAACAUCGGAGGGGCUCACUUCACUACACGCCUGUCCACACUGCGGUGCUACGAAGACACCAUGUUGGCAGCCAUGUUCAGCGGGCGGCACUACAUCCCCACGGACUCCGAGGGCCGGUACUUCAUCGACAGAGAUGGCACACACUUUGGAGAUGUGCUGAAUUUCCUGCGCUCAGGGGACCUCCCACCCAGGGAGCGUGUUCGGGCUGUGUACAAAGAGGCCCAGUACUAUGCCAUCGGGCCCCUCCUGGAGCAGCUGGAGAACAUGCAGCCACUGAAGGGCGAGAAGACCACUUGGAGCGGAUUGUGGAGAUCGCCCGGCUGCGUGCGGUCCAGCGGAAGGCCCGCUUUGCCAAGCUCAAGGUCUGUGUCUUCAAGGAGGAGAUGCCCAUCACCCCCUAUGAGUGUCCGCUCCUCAACUCCCUGCGCUUUGAGCGGAGUGAGAGUGACGGGCAGCUUUUUGAGCACCACUGUGAAGUGGAUGUGUCUUUUGGGCCCUGGGAGGCUGUGGCUGAUGUUUAUGACCUGCUGCACUGCCUGGUCACGGACCUCUCGGCCCAGGGUCUCACCGUGGACCACCAGUGCAUCGGGGUGUGUGACAAGCACCUCGUGAACCACUACUACUGCAAGCGCCCCAUCUAUGAGUUCAAGAUCACAUGGUGGUGAGUAGCCCCGGUAGGCGACAGUCCCAUCAGGGAGGAUGUCCACCCUGCUCGGUGGCUCUGGGAGUAAGAUCCCUGAAGGGGCUGCUGACUGCCCCAGAAUCUGCCGAGGUGAGAACAGCAUCCUGAGGCACAGCUCCCAGGGGACAGGUGUAGUUCCAAUCUCCCUGACUGCACCUCAGGGUUGGGCUCAGGGCUUGCGGCCUGCAGGCACUCCAGCCAGCGCUCACCUGGCCUUUCCUCAAGGCAUGGUAGUCUUUCCUUGAGGCUGAUAGCUAGGGCUUGACCAGGAAGUCCCGGGAAGUUUUGUCACCUUCUUGACCUUGCAAGAGAGUUUCUGCCCAUUUUAGAGCCACGUUACCAAAUCGAUGUAGGCCUAAUCACUUCCUCAACCCUGUUCAAGCGUCCCUCCCUUGUGCUCAGUAUAUUGGUGUGAACACGGAACAUGAUGGGGGAUUUACCUGACCAGCCACCCCAUAGCCCCUGGCUGAAGAAGAAAGAGCAUCUUCUCUCCCACUGCACCCCUUCUCCUCCAAGAAUAGUUGCCCACAUUCCCAAAAUGUGGAAAGACUUUUCUUUUCCUUCCGGAACAUGUUCUUCACCACCUUUUGGAGAUUUAACCAUAGCUGCCAAAGCUAUGCACCCAGUUGGCCUUAGAAAACCACAAUGUUUACAGCCCUGUCUUAGGGCCGCGGCUUCUCCUAUCUUCCACCACCUUCCUUGCUUGCAGGGUUAUCUUCUCACAGGGCUGGAAUGCAAAUUUCAGAGGCAUCUUUUGAAGAUUCCCCAAGUCAAGCAGGCAAGAUGCCUAGAUCUUCUGUUAUCUUUGACAUGUAACAUCCUUUUUAGAGGCUCAGAACACCUCCUUGGCUGCUGUCUCAUGUGUUAGAAUCCAGUUUGUGGUGAACCUCUUUGGAAGGGGACCCCCUCUCUUUAAACCCUGUUGCUCUGUCCUGGUAACAUUCUCCUUCUAGGAGAGCAUCUCUUCUGAGAAGGUAAAGGAAGGGCUGGGUGAGACACACAGCUAUCCUAGGAGCCGUAGGAAGACAAAACUUCCCUUUUGUUUUACUCCUUACUCCUCUGUUUUUGUUUUACUCACUUCUUUAUAUUUUGUUUUACUCCUCCUGUAUAUUUUGGUUUACUUACUCCUCUAUUUCAGAAAUUGAAAAAGAUCCCCAAGGAUCUGUUACUACUGCAUUUCCUUCUUGCUCUGUCUACAGCCUGGGCCAACUAGUCAGGGUCUGGACAUGCAUCUCCUAAAGGAAGAACUGUGUAGCACCAUUGAUCACAAUGUAACAUUUCCAUGCUGCAUUAAGGGUGUCUCUCUCUAAUCAUGAUUGUACCUGUCUCUUCCUGGGUAAAGGGAGAUUUUUUUUUUUUAAUGUGUAAAGAAUUGAUGCGAGCCAGGAACAUGUCUGUAGUCCCAGCUACUUGGGCACACGCCUGUAGUCCAGGCCACUCGAGCACACACCUGUAGUACCAGCUACUCUGGAGGCUGAGGCAGGAGGAUCACUUGAGCCCAGGAGAUUAAGACUGUAGUAUACUAUGAUCGUGCCUAUGGCUAGCCACUGUGCUCCAGCCUGGGCAACACCAUCGUAAAAAUAAAUAAAUAAAUAAAUAAAUUGGGGAGGACAGCCUCACUGGUAUCAGACUUACAGGACCAGAUAGACAAGAUGGGUAUAAGGGGAGCUGAAGUCUGUGUUCAUAUGAGGAAGAGAAGACCAAGCCCUGGGACUUUGGCUGAAUUCCUCCGUGGGGCUGGACGGCAGUGAUCUCCUGUUCCCUAUGUGUAAACAAAGAUUCCAGGGCAUGGUUUUGCACUCCUGUUGUACUCUUUUAGAGGUGGAAAAGAGGUGGAUACUGAGAUCUAAGAGGAAAGGAUAGUCAUUCAUGUUCUGAGAUAUGCGCUCUCUCUAUUGUUCUCAUACACAAAGGGAUAGUCUCUUUUCUGGAGCUGAUGUCCCUGCUUGGAGGUUAGCCCCAAAACAUGGCUCUUGUAUUGUUCUAAGAGAAAAGUCUUUCAUUUUGGUUCUUCUGAUUGGUGUUACCUACUGCCUAAUAUGUGUUCAUUUUUUGACAGAGAGGCAGACUAUUGAAAAAGUCUGUGUGAACAGAGAGCAGUUCAUUAAGCCCAUUGCUUUCAGUAAUGUGGCCUUGACCCCUUCUGCUUCCCCCUUCUCCCAUGGAGCAUGGCAGGGCUUGGUUAUUUAGAGUCCAUACAUGCAAGCCAUUGAGAGACUUGUUUGCUCAAAUGCAAGUUUGCUCAAAAACAGGUCCUGAAGGCUUGCUUAGGAUUACAGGGAUGCUGGGUAAGAACACCGUUCCUGUGUCUCUCGCUGGAGAAAUCCCUGUUUCUCUGACUCCCUUUGUGAUCCUCACAGAAAUGUAUUCUGUGCCAUUGUAGGACACAAGGCUCUGGGCCAGUAGAACAGGCAGAGAGGUGACCCUGGGCAGCAAGCUGAGAGCUCUUUCUAAAUGGAGUGAAGGAAUUCAGUGGCCUAGUUUCGCCAUUCUCUAAUGAGAAACCAAGGCCAGGCUAAAAAGUGCAAUUAGAUGUGGUGGAUUGUGGUAACGGCCUCCAGAUAAAGGGGUUAUCCCUGUGGAAGUGACUUUUCCCCAUUUGAUCCCUUUUCAACUCUAAAUGGCCAGGCCCAGAGCAGAAGAAGGGUUGGGUCUGGAAGGAAGGCUCCAAAGGAUGAAAGCUUCUCCCUGAUCAUAAGGAAGUGCAUCUUUAUAGAAUUGUUGUGCGUAAUGUCAGUAAAUCCCUCUCACUUGACAAGGGACUGGAUUCAUCUUGCCUUGAGACGGGCCAGUAGUUAUCAGUGAGUCAAAGCAAAGUGAAAGUUUCAGGAGAUGGGACCAAUGGUGCAAUGCUCGCCAUAACAAAAUUCCUUAAAAAUAAAAAAGCUAAUGUUAUAGCAACAAAAAAAGACUGAAGCAAAACCACACUGAAAUACAUCCCACUCCAGGAGAGGAAUUCUUAGCAUAACACUCUAAAUAAAUGGAAGGAAUCAUCACCUUCCUUAUUUUACCUCUGCCUUGUUCACCAGGCUGCCCAGUGCUUACCAUGCAGGAAGCAGUCAGCUGUACUCUGGAAGUUUCUGUUCUUCUUUCCUGGGGCUUAGGAUAUUCUGGGAGCUGUCUGAGCCUUGUGCCUAAGGCUUAUCAGAUGAUAUAAUCUUCCUGUUCUGGGCUGCUUGCUGGAGGAAUAGGAAGUGACAUUUAUAAGACACAGGCGGUGUGAGCAUCCAUGUGUGGUCUUGGUCUAAACCAGCUCUUGAACAGGUUAAAGCAAACAGCAAUAACAAAACAAAAACUACCGAUGCUGAGCGUUUUGAUCCUAGUAAUAUUUCAAAUAUUGUCCUUCUGCAUAUGUUCUAUCCAUAUUUGAUUCCAAUAUACAUUAUUAAGCUUUCUUGGGUACUAUUUUGCUGGGGCUCUUGCGUGAAGGUGGUGCCUGUCUCAUGAUCCUUAAAAGAGAGAGGCUUUUUUCAUCCAAAGCUGGAGUGUUGGGAACUGGGGUGGGAGAGGCACUUUUUGGAAUUCUGAAAGAAUCAUUUCUGUGUAUAUACAUAUUGAGUGGGGAAGGAUGGGGGUUGGCAGGGGUUGAGGGAGGUGGGAACAAACAGUGAGUAUGGGAACAGGCAGUCACCUCGAGUGUGGGAGGUCACCUGGGUCCGUCGUCUUCCUUCUGUAUGGUGUUGGGUUUAUGUACACACUAUAACACUUCCUGUGUGAGUUCAUGUACCUGUCUGUGAGUGCUUUGGUGUAUUGAGCCUCAGUACACUCCAAGGGCAUUAAAGUCAAGAACUAGAA
Gorilla gorilla gorilla (western lowland gorilla) is the source of this 5456-nucleotide messenger RNA. It is a transcript of the gene KCTD7, whose product is annotated as potassium channel tetramerization domain containing 7. The transcript has 4 exons. NCBI's taxonomy places the organism in Eukaryota, Metazoa, Chordata, Mammalia, Primates, Hominidae. The record is from RefSeq and is a predicted model, not a curated record. Gene Ontology annotation, cellular component: plasma membrane. The coding region runs from base 815 to 1591 and encodes 258 amino acids. Gene Ontology annotation, molecular function: protein binding. Gene Ontology annotation, biological process: positive regulation of transporter activity; protein homooligomerization; membrane hyperpolarization.